Molecule: messenger RNA, 675 nt
Organism: Macrosiphum euphorbiae (potato aphid)
Lineage: Eukaryota; Metazoa; Arthropoda; Insecta; Hemiptera; Aphididae
Source: the annotation of a GenBank genome assembly
AUGAAGGAAAUCAAUGGAUAUCAUGAAUCGAUUGCAACCAGACAUAAGAACAAUUUGGAAAAAAUGCAGAAACGAAAUAUUUUUCCAAGUUCAUUAUUGGGUAUUGAUAAAAUAUAUAAAACUACUCAGGGCGCAGAUAAUGGUAAUAUAAGUUUUACUAAUCAUACAACUGAUGAUUUCCAAGAACAGGUUGACCGUCACAGCCAUUCAAUUUAUAAUGGACUUACUUAUUAUGUAAAAUGCAACCAAGCAACUAGUGCUCCGGAAACAAACACAACAUAUUAUGUUGCAAAAAAACAUACACCUGUGGAUAUCAACAUCAAUAAUAACGUUUAUGGCGGAAAUAUAUACAAUAACAAAUUUUUAAGCAAAAGAUCUACGGAUCAUUUUAAAAAUAACGAAAUUUCAGUGGAAAAAGAAUUUAAAAUUGAUAUUUUAAAUGGAAACUCCUAUCAAAAUAUAGCACAUGUAAGUUCAAAACUGUACAGUAAAAAUUCUAAUACAUCCGUCAUUGUCAACGCUACCAAUAAAAAAGGUACAAUGAAUUUUACAGUUGACAUAGAUCGUUCCAAAUUUAAAAAUGAUCUCAACGUUACACAUUCUGAAAUUAAUGCUGGUGAAAUAUCCCUUAUUCGGACGUUCGAAAAAUUACUUCAUAAUAGUCUGAUGAACUAG